Molecule: messenger RNA, 10735 nt
Organism: Cricetulus griseus (Chinese hamster)
Lineage: Eukaryota; Metazoa; Chordata; Mammalia; Rodentia; Cricetidae
Source: RefSeq, a predicted model, not a curated record
GCCAGGGGGUCUGCGAGCCUCAGCUUCGCUGCAGCCCAGGGAUGCUCCAGAGAGGGAGGCUCCGCAGGAAGGAGCCUGGGAGUUGUGUAUUGCGGCGGCUGGAGGUGACCCUCCCCGUACCUCCCACGCCCUUCUACGUUGAGCCGAGCCCCCAAGGGUUCAAGGCACGACUCCCGCGCGCACCUUCAAGGCCCCAUGCAGGUUUCAGACUGGUGUGCAAAGGCACACCAGUGCAUUUCUGUUUCCUAGGUUGCUGUUGUAGACGGAUGUUAGCGGCUUUUCUGUGAACAUGCAAAGUCGUGGGCGAGUUAGAGUCCAGGGCAGAGUUGGUCUCUGCGGUUGAAUAUGGAUUCCGCAUUAUAUAGGUGUCAUGCUGAAUCAGCCUGUCCCCUUCCUAAGGCUGCCUGGAAGGAUCUGCAAAGGCCAGCAGUAAUCUAAUCUCCACAACUACUGCUGGCUUUAGUCUUACCCUUAAGCGUUACAAUUAACAUUUCUGUGACAUGACAGGCCCCCUCGAGUUUUCCUCAGGUGCUUGGGGUUUUUGAGUGUGUGCUUACACACAGACAUUGCGAUCUUGGUGUAACAUCUUGCCUCUUCAAAGCGUGAUUGAGGUACUAUUUAAGAUCUGAAGAACGUUCACAAUGUGACAGGGUAUCUACAGCACACAGAAAAAGCUACAGUAAACAGUGUGAGGAUGAGUAAAGUGAGCAAGUACUAAUGCCUAUAUCAGCAAAUAUAAUUGUUAUGCCAAGUUCGUGAGAUCACAAAAAGACCACCAAGGAGCCAACUCACUGAUGCAAACCCACAAGGUUUAAUGUUAAUCUACAAGCCUCGGCAAGGACCCUGUCCAGCAAACUGGCACAGCACCUGCAGGAAAAGGGUGUCUGGCCUCAAUUGUAAGGGGUUUUUAAAGGAAAAAAAUUGCAAGCAGCAUGGUACGUGCCUUGACUGUUCAGGAUUGGGUAAGAGUAGGUGACCUUUGGAUUCAUUGAUGUAGGCUCUAAGGGAAUUUCAAAAUUAUUACUAAUGGUUGCCCACAAGGACAGUUAUGACAAGAUGUUAUUUACCAAAAUUAGUCAUUGCCUGACAACCCGGAUGGGCUCACUUUGACCUGGAUGGGCACAGUUUGGGUGCCCCUUGGAACUGUUUAUAGUUCCUUGGCUGGAGCUGAAUCAGCCUUGUGCCACACAGGGAAUGUCUCAACCGUGGCUUCCAAUUUACCUUGCUCCUACAAUAAUAAUUAAGGUUUCUGCUUUGCAUCUUAUGGAAUUAAGCAUCCUAUUACACUGUCUCCUUCCCUGUGUUUUUAAUGAUAGUGACACCGGCAGCUUGAGUAUGGCAAAAGAGGAACAUGACUAGGUUCGUGGUGACUGGAGGUUAUGGUAUCAGAGUAUUGUCAAACGUUUUCCUGGAUAAGGAGUAGAAAAAUACAGUGGUGGCUUGGGGAGAAUAAUAAGUCAAGUGAUAGGGAUGGAGAUUUUUGUUUGUUUGAUAUUUACUUACAGGCAAGAGUUCUAGAAUUUGCAUGCUUUGGAAAGUAUCUAGCAGAGAAGGAAAAAUAGUGUGUGCCAGAGAGUCCGAGGUCUCAUCACCAUUCUAGCAAUCACUCCAGAGUAGUGAGUAGAUAAUAUUGCUUCUUACCAUGUUCCUGGGCUAGAGAUACAGCUUACUAUUAAAACUCAUGUCUUGUUGUGAGUUUUUAAAAUGGUGCCUUCCACAAUACGCUGUAAAUGUACUAACAAAUAACCUUCCUUCAACUUAUGUGACACUUAUGAGUAGAAAUAUAUUCUAAGAACGGAAAUAACAUCAAAACCCUGCAAUGUUAGUUAGUGUUUCUUGAUUAUAGAAUCACAACUCCUUUACUUGCUUUCUGCAUCUCUGUCUCCUGGGAACUGUACUGGCCACCUAUAAUUUUCUAAAACUGAAGGACUCAUUUUUCACUUGAGAGCUUUAUUAUUUUUCUCUCACCAGUGAUUUACCUUUUCAUCAUGUAGUUCUCCACAAACACAGCCUCAAAAAGGCUGUGGUGUUGUAGUUGAUGAUAGCAAGGGCUCCAGAAUCAGACUAUCUGACUUUACAUUCCAGCUCCCCACUUACUCGAUGAUGUGACUUAAGUUAGUACUUGAACUAGCAAAACGUCAUUUUCCCAUUGAUAAAGUGAGAGAUAAUGACAGUAUUUGCUUUAUGUAAGUAGGUAGAGGAGCUAAAGAGGAUGCAGAUGUCAGCACAUCCUCUGGAUAAUAAACAGCACACCACUGGAAGAUAAACAGAAAAAGAAAGAAAGAAAAUGCAGGAAGUGUAGUUGUAUUUCUGCCAUAGUCUCCAAAACACCUCUAGUUCCUACUCAGUGCUUUUGAUGGCUAUUCUUGUCGUGAACUUCACUACAUCUGGAAUGAACUACAAUCCAGAAAUGGAGGGCACACCUGUGAGAGAUUUGCUGCUUGAUUUGAAGUGAGUGAAUCAACUUCUAGCCAGGAUGUUUUGAGAUGGAAGACUCACACCUUUGAUCUGUAUAUUGAAUCAGGAAGACACAUGCCUUUAAUCCAGAUCUUGAGGUGGGAAGACACACGUUUAAUAUGGUCCAUACCUUCUUCUGGAAGUCUAUAUAAGGACAUAGAAGAAGGAAGCUUUUGCUGUUUGCCUAUUUGCCUCACUUUACUAGAGCAUCAUUCCCUUCAUUGGCAUUGGAUCCUAUGCCAAUGAAGGGAUUUCAGCAUAUACAGAAGACCAACUGAAACCUUGUGGACUUUGUAUUCACUGCUAGCUAUUGUUGGAUUAGCUGGACUGCAGCCUUUCUAAGAACAGGUGGAAUUGGCUAUGGAUAAUUCAUAUGAUUUCAAUGAACAAGGUUCAUGGAAUGGAAUCUCAUCUGGGAAGAAAAAGAAUUUCCUUACAUCAGAAGAUCAUGGACAGAAAAUUUUAAGUGUACUACAGAGUUUUAGAGAACAGAAUGUUUUUUAUGAUUUCAAAAUAAUCAUGAAAGAAGAAAUAAUUCCAUGUCAUCGUUGUGUGUUGGCGGCAUGCAGUGACUUUUUCAGGGCUAUGUUUGAAGUAAACAUGAAAGAAAGAGAUGAUGGGAGUGUUACCAUUACUAAUUUGUCCUCCAAAGCAGUAAAGGCAUUUCUUGACUAUGCCUACACCGGAAAAGCAAGAAUAACAGAUGAUAACGUAGAAAUGUUCUUCCAGUUGUCAUCGUUUCUUCAGGUUCCCUUCUUGUCCAAAGCUUGCAGUGACUUUUUAAUAAAAAGCAUCAAUCUCGUCAAUUGUUUGCACUUGUUAUCUUUGUCAGACAGCUAUGGCUCUACCCAUUUAUUUAGUCAUGCUUUAUGCUUUGUACAGCAUCAUUUUCAUUUGUUAUUUAAAUCCAGGGAGUUUUUAGAGAUGAAUUGUGGAGUGCUGGAAAAGUGCCUGGAGUCAGAUGAAUUAAAUGUGCCUGAAGAAGAAAUUGUCCUGAAGGUUGUCAUCACAUGGAUUAAAUACAACUUAGAGUCCAGGCAAAAGCACCUGCCUCACUUGAUUAGAAAAGUAAGGUUACAUCAGUUAUCUGAAGACACACUUCAAGACUGUCUGCUCAAUGAGGAGUGUUUACUCAAAAGCACAAACUGUUUUGACAUAAUUGUGGAUGCCAUUAAAUGUGUACAAGGUUCUAGUGGUCUCUUCCCUGAUGCUCGACCAUCCACAACUGAAAAAUAUAUAUUCAUCCAUAAAACUGAGGAAAAUGGAGAAAAUCAAUAUACAUUUUGCUAUAAUAUUAAAACUGACUCAUGGAAAAUAUUGCCACAAUCACAUCUGAUUGAUUUGCCAGGAUCCAGCUUGUCUAGCUAUGGAGAGAAAAUAUUCUUGACAGGUGGUUGCAAGGGGAAGUGCUGUAGGAAGGUUCGACUUCAUAUUGCUGAGUCUUACCAUGAUGCCACUGACCAGACCUGGUGCUACUGUCCAGUCAAAAAUGAGUUUUUCUUGGUUUCAACCAUGAAAACCCCAAGAACCAUGCAUUCAUCAGUCAUGGCUCUCAAUCGUUUAUUUGUUAUAGGUGGAAAGACUAGAGGAUCCCAGGACAUUAAAAGUCUCUUAGAUGUUGAAUCUUAUGAUCCACUAUCCAGAGAGUGGACAUCGGUUAGCCCUUUACCCAGAGGCAUCUAUUACCCAGAAGCCAGUGCAUGCCAGAAUGUCAUUUAUGUUCUUGGAUCCGAGGUAGAGAUUGCAGAUGCAUUUAACCCAUCACUUGAUUGUUUUUUUAAGUACAAUGCUACAACUGACCAGUGGUCUGAACUCGUAGCUGAGUUUGGGCAAUUCUUUCAUGCUACUCUAAUUAAAGCUGUCCCAGUAAACUGCACCCUGUAUAUAUGUGAUCUUUCCACCUAUAAGGUGUAUAGUUUUUGUCCUGAUACUUGUGUUUGGAAAGGAGAAGGCUCUUUUGAGUGUGCAGGCUUUAAUGCUGGUGCAAUUGGCAUUGAGGAUAAGAUUUACAUAUUAGGUGGAGAUUAUGCACCAGAUGAGAUCACAGAUGAGGUUCAGGUUUAUCACAGCAGCAGGUCAGAGUGGGAAGAGGUGUCACCAAUGCCAAGAGCCUUAACUGAAUUUUACUGCCAAGUUAUUCAGUUCAACAAAUAUAGGGACCCAUGGUUUUCUAAUCAUUUCUAAAAGUAGUAUUUGCAUGAGUGGUCUAAAAUGAUGCCUAGUAAAAUUAGAAAAAAAAAAAGUAUUUACUAAUCUAUCUUCUAUGGAAGAAUGACUGUAGAUGUAUGUUGUCCCUAAGUAGACAGGUUCCCAGAAAAUUAAAUUAGAAUACAAAAUACAUUUUACCAAAGUUAUAUUGAAUGUAAUUUAAUAUUGAAUACUUCAGAAUGUUUAGUAUUGUCUUAUGUAAAUCAAAAAGUAAAGGUUUUGACACUUUGAAUUUAAGAUAAAGGAUGCCAAAAAAAAAUCAGUGCUCAUAAAUGUGUACCAUGUAGAAGGGAUAAAUACCUUUAGGUAGAUAGAAAUAUCAUGUGACAAGAAGAUAAACUAGAAAUAGGUGAGAAGCUCACAUUGAACACUGAAGGACUAAGAAUUAUUUAAUCCCUAUCCUUUUCUGCCUGCUGGCUAAAAUAUCUCAUUUAUCUUUGUUGUAGUCAGAAACUUUCUGGAAUACAUUUCUCCACCCAUGUGCUCAGUACACUGAGAAUAGUUUGGCAUUACUCUUAUGGUGUAUGAUAGAUAUUAAGUAUUUAUAAUAUGUAUUUGUGAUUAAGAGCAUAUUGAAGCACAUUAUGGUGUUGAGCCAUUGAGGUUAAUUUUUUUUUACUUGCUGGUUUAUUUGUUUUCAGUAUCAUUUUGAAACUCAGCUUUUUAGUAACAUGAUAGCUUCCAUUCUCUUGUUCAAAUUUGGUAAAAUUUACAUUUUUUACUUAAUUAUCAUACUAAAUUGCACCAAGCCUGAGUGUGUCUUAACAUAUAACCCACUGAGUGACAUCCUUGCAAUCUGAAAUGUUCUUUUAAAUGCUCUUUCUAAAUCAUUGGUGCCUACUCCCCCAACAUAGAGGAUACAGAAAUUUUUAUCUUUAGAGAAGUUGGUCAUUAUAAAGAGGUAGUUUCUUUAUUACAUUUUAGUACAUGUUUGUCAUUAUACUUUAGUUCCUGUUCAUCUCUCCCACUGCCUCCACCCAUCCCCCAAGUCCUACUCUAGAUGGUCUCUUCCUGCCAGACAGUCCCCUUUUGCUUCCAGGCCACAGGAAUUCUGUUGCCCUCUCUUCUCCUCCCUUAAGAUCUUUUCCUUCCUUCAGAGUCAUCUUUUUACUUCCAUGUCUCACAAACACAUCAUAUACAUGCACAGAUUCACAAAGAAAUCUAGAUUCAGCAUGAGAGAAUACAUACAAUUUUUGUCUUUUCUCAAUUUGACUUAUUUCACUUAGCAUAUUGACCUCUAGUUCCAUCCAUUUCCCUGCGGAUGCUCUAAUUGUGUUCUCAACUGCUGAAUAUAGUUCUAUUGUACAUAUAUACCACAUUUUCUAUAUUUAUCCAUGAUGGUCAUCUAGGAUGAAUCUAAUAGCCUGACUGUUGUGAACAGGGUGCAGCAAUGAACAAUGUUCACUGAGAAUGUAUAACGAGGAAUGCAGUAAGAAUCUAGGGUUUAAUUAGCACCUAACCAGGUUCCUGCCAUGGGUGCUAAUUGUAAAGUUGUUUUACAACUUCAGUAAAUUACUCUAAGUGAAUCACUUAAGAAAUGACAGGACUUCUGAUAUCAAUAGUUUCAAAAUCUAGGUCUUUGUGGGCUUCAACCAGAGCAUGACCAUCCUUUUUCUUGAGCAAGGUUGUUCUGCUUUGCAAGAGGCAUACUUAAUUGCUCUAAAAGAUAUUGCCAUUUUGGGUUUUAAGACCCCGAUUCACAUCUCAGGAAUUACAUAAAUUGCACAACUCAUAAUUAAUGUGGUUUCCUAAACUACAUUUUAAAUAUUCAGUUGUAGUAAGUGUAGAAUUAAGACUUACCUAAAUCAAAGUUCUUUGAUUUUAUCACACAUUUAUGCAAACACAGAUUUCAGAUGUAUUUUCCAAGUAUAUUUACAUGCAGCUUCAAAGUCAGAUAAUUGAUUUCAGUCAUGGGGUAUUCAGUACAAUCAAUAGCUCUUUUUAAACACACAGGUGAUUCUGCCCUUUCAUUUUGUGUGUACUUAAGAAAAAACUCAGGAGAUACUUCUGUGGCAUUCUUUGAGAAAACCGGUAACAAUAAGUGACCCAUGUAUUCUUAAAUAAUGUUGUCAGUGAGUCUAGGAAUUAUUUAUUUGAAAAACAAGAGAAACUAAACUAAAACAAUCCCUUUCCAACAGUGUUAUGUUAUCCAAUCCUUUUUAUUUCUGCUAUUUUCUAUGGUAAUGUCCGUGCACAUCAAGACCCAACUGGUCUACUGGUCUACUGUGGAUUUGUUGUCUUUGCUUAUGCUGGUUUGGGACCUUAGUUGUAUUGCUGUGCUUGCUUUUUAAACAUGUUCAUUUCUUGCCAUCUCUGUAAAUUUAUACCUUGUCCUUUUUUAGAGUUGUCAUUAUAAAGAAAAUACUAUGUCCAGUAUAAAACACAGCCUCUUCAUUUCUUUAUCACCACAACAGGCUUGCCUCAACUAAUGGCUAAUUUUAUAUUUCCUUGUCAUGCUUUCAUUUCAUCUAACUGUCUCUGGGAUAAAACAGUUCUGUGUUCAAGCUCCAGGACUCUAUCCACAAUGGCUCCUUUGUUCUAUGACUAAACUGGUACACCCAAGGUCUUGCCAGUCACUGUGGCCUUAAUACCUUCAGAACAGAAUUUAUCACUCUGGCUCUUUUCAUUCUGUUUUUCUAAUAUGCAAAUCUCUGUGAUCUCUAAGGUCUAUUCUCAGAAUAUAGCAUCCUUUUAUGGAGUCUUUCUUUAGUCCUUUUUUCUUCUUUCUUUUUCCUUUUAUGUUGACCUUCAGCCAGGACCACAGUGUAAUGGCCAAAUAAUUGGGCUCACUAUCCAGACUGCUGCCAUUCCUAUGGGAAAAAAAAAAAUGUUUUAACAGUUCUCCAUUAUUUUUCAUCUUGCUUUACCUCAUUAGGAGUAUGCAUCCAGAAAUAUUUGAAUAUUAUCUCCCAAAUUGAAAGUAUGUAUUAAAUAUAGAACUAUAGAAAGGAUUAAUAUAUGAAAUAAGUUCACAGUUAAUGGACAUUCUAGUUAUGAUCUUCAAGUGAGUUAGAAUGUGGUGCUCCUUUGUUCAUGUAGUCUUGAGGAAGAGUAUUUGCACAGUUAAAAUGAACUAAAAUCCUGUAACACUCAACUCUGUUGGUAAAGAAAGAAAUAUUUAUCACAGCAGCAUUCAUUGUGGACUACCCAUGAAAGCUGGGUUACUUGAGGGCAACCAUACAUUGCAACAAAAUUCCAUUUUUUCAUAUACUAAGAACAAUUGAAUGCAUAUUCAUUGUGUUUGGUUCAAGUAUACAUUUGAAAACCAAAGUUUAAAACAGAGAGAUAGAUCUGUUUGAUAUUUUCAUAUUUGUAAGCAAUAAAUAUUGUAAUGAUUAUAUAUAUACUGAAUAUAGGAUUUACUUUGGGAUCGUUGUUCUCAGAUUGAUUGAAUCCUAGUUCUCAAAGCUUUUUUUCUUUAUUUGAAAUUAAAGUAUAAGUUUUUAUAAUGUCUCCAAGAAAACAGCUCCAGAGGUAGUCCUUCAAAAUAAGAGCUAGACUUCACAGGAAAACAGACCUCUGUUCACCGUAAGAAACAAUCAUUGCACUUUAUAAAGUCCUAAGGGUGAGACUAUUCCUAACACAUUUUAACUCUUAAGAUUUCAGUUGGUUUACAUAGUUGAGAAUUUUUUUAAAAACAUAGCUUGAUUUUAUUGAAGGGAAAUUUUCUCUUUCCUUUCUUUCUCACUCUUCUUUCUCUCACCCUUCUUUACUUCCUUCUACCACUCAGGAAGAGCAUCUAACUGAGUAAAAUUAUAAAGACCAGAACUGAAACUUGUAUAAAUUGUUAUUAUUUCCCUGACAUGGUACUUAUAUAAACAAAGGUAGUGGUCGGGCCGUAUUGGCACACACCAUUAAUCCCAGCACACUGGAGGCAGAGGCAGGCGGAUCUCUGUGUGUUCAAGACCAGCCUGGUCUACAAAGAGCUAGUUCCAGGACAGCCUCCAAAGCCACAGAGAAACACUGUGUCGAAAAACCAAAAACAGCAACAAAAAAAUCCAAAUAAACAAAAAAAUAAAGAGGUGGUGAUUGCCUACCCUUAUAUCUUAAAACUAAAAGUGUGUUUAUAGCUUAUAUUUGAUGACCUAAGGUCUACUCAAAUUCAUACCAAAAUAGAGAAUUUAAUCACAGAACGAUACUAUUUUUCAUUUACAAAAUGUUAACUCUUCUAAGUUAGAGAUGUACCUUCAAAGUGAAGAUAAUCUUGGAAUAAAAUAUGAAGAAAAUCUUUAAACUUAAACAUUUCAGACACAUGAUUUUGUCUUAGAGUUUAUUGUUAAAUGCUUUCACGGACAAAGAAUUACUAUACUAUAUUGAUUCCAAAGAGUUGCAUUACAAAGUGCUACUAACACUGGAAGUAACUUUGCCAACUAUGAUGAGAACUUCAAUUCUUGCUUUGUAGUUGUCUCUGCAUGUCAGUCAUCCAAGUACUUGGAGCAGUACCAUGUCUCUUGUUGCUGCAAAAUAUAUCCUCAUUUUCCUUCUUGUUUAAGAGCUCAACACAUUGAUUUCUCCAUCAUAGGCCAAAUUGCAUGAUUUCUCUUCGUUAAGGUUGUCACAGAGAAUUUUUCUUCAUUGUAGUGUUGGGUUUAGCCUGUCAAGCUUUGUCAAUUCUUUCAUUGGAGGAUUUUACCUUACAGUCUAGUGCCAGUGAAUUUAGUGGUUCAAACAUCUCCACCAUUGUCUAGCUCUCUGUCUUAGUACUCCUACAGAGUGUAGCGCAGUGGUUCACAAACUGAUUUGCAACGCCUUUGGGGGAUAGAACAACCCUUCGACAGGUUGCCAGAGACCAUCGGAAAACACAGAUAUUUACAUGACAAUUCAUAACAGGAGCAAAAUUACAGUUAUGAAGUAGCAACCAAAUAAUUUUAUGGUAGCAUGCCACCACAAUAUGAGGAACUGCAUUAAAGGGUCGCAGCAUUAGGAGGUUGAGAACCACUGUUCUAGAGCCUUAUUUUGUGUCCUGUGUAUCUUCUUCCCAUCAUUAUAAUUGUGAACAUAUGUUUUGCCUGGAGAAUUUAAGGGCAAAAUUUUAAUAACAUUUUUAUUAGAUAUAGUUUUCAGUAUUUUAAAAAAUCUUCCAGAAAGCCUACAAAACAUACAAAUCAUAUAUAGCAUUUACAUUAUUAAGUGGAGAACAAUUUACUCACAGAUUAGUAUAGACAAGCCCUGUGAUAAUCACAGCACAAUAUUUCCAUACAACAAGGCCAUAAUUCCAUAAUUAUCAACCAUGAAAUUUUAUUCACCUCAUUAAGAAUGUUCCCAACCAUAUUGGUCUAACUAGUUCAACAAAUUGUGCUAUUGUUCUUAAGUGUAUUGAAGUGGCUGAAAUAACUGAUUACAGCCCUCAUUAAGUAUCACACUAAAUAAGUAUUUCUUUAUAUUUCUUAUCUACCUGGAAGCUCACAGGGACUGAGGCAACUUCAUUUCAGGACUCAGCAAUUAGCACAGUGCCUGUCACAGAAACCUGUCCAGUAAACUAAUUCUAUUGAGCAAUGCAUAUAUGUAAAGCAAAUGUAUUUGUCAUUUAUAUCAUCACUGAAUGUGUCUGAUUGUUUCCUGAAAGUGACAUUAUAGCUUCUAAGUAAUUCUUAGAAAAUUCUUUCUGAAAACAGUAUUAUAGCAUGUCUCCUGAUGCUAAUGUUAUAGCUUCUAAGUGAUUCACUAGCUAUUUUUCAGGUGGUUGAUUAUUUGUUUUCAGAUUUUAACCAUGAUAGUAACCAACAGCUAAUCCUGUGUUUCCUUUAAGUGGCAAUAAUGGAUAAGACACUCAGUAAAAAUUCCAGUAAUACAUUUGGAACCCUCAUUUCUAAGUGUAAUUGCUUCAGUGAAAUUUUUUUCAGUUGUGGGAGGUAAUGCCCAAUGCUAUUACACAGGCAACUUAUUUCAUUUCUUUGUUAGUGAAAUGUGGGGCUUCUGCCAUAUGCUAUGAGAAAGUCAACAUUUUUUUUCAGGUUCGUAUUAACCUUAAUAAUUAUGUGGUAAAAUAUCUCAGUUCUAUAAAAUGUUAAUUUAUUAAAAUCUGUCACAAUUCUCUGUAUUAUCAGAAAUAAAAGAUGGAAAAAAUGAA